AUGACACCGGAGGAGGCUGUGAUUAAGGCUGCGGCAACAACCAGCUACUAUGGAUCGACACCGAUUGGAGAAGACAAUGAUAGUGACGAUGGCGAUUUUUCUAGUGAGAGCGACGACUUCUCCGAUGAUAGCGACGAAGACAGUGAGGACGAUGAUGUGGAGGAGCGCAUGUCAAAACCCGUCGAGCGCUACAGAAUGCAGUGCAAACAGCAGCGCAGCAUGGGCAACUUACUAUGGUGUCUUUGUUCCUCCCGCAGAUUGUCGGUGCAAGCGACGAUGGAGAAGCACGUCGUGAUAUGCACGACACCACGUGGAAAGUCCUCAAUGAAGCAGCCGCGUCACCACGAUGCUGUGGCGACAUAUCUCCUUGGAAUGCGCAACAUUCAAUGGGACUUGGACCGGCGAUGA
This is a messenger RNA of Phytophthora infestans T30-4, 408 nucleotides long. RefSeq lists its product as uncharacterized. The record is from RefSeq and is a predicted model, not a curated record. Bases 1 to 408 code for a protein of 135 amino acids. The transcript has 4 exons. NCBI's taxonomy places the organism in Eukaryota, Oomycota, Peronosporomycetes, Peronosporales, Peronosporaceae.